UUGUUGUUAGUUUCUGACAGAAACAUUAGGCGCGUAAAAGCCGCGAAGAGUUGGAAGAUCCGCCCAAGAACAACCUUAAGCUGCCAGCCUGCACUUUGUCUCUCAAAGAAGACAGAGAGAGAAAAACACACACUUUUUUGAAGAGAGAGAGAGAGAAAGAGAAAAACAACAACAAACAAGAAAAUUUGUAAACUUUGAGGUUUUUUUUUUUAUUAUUACAAACAUGGAGAUUCUCGUCCUUCUUUGAUCCUUAAUUCCUACAAAUUUUCCUGUUUGGAUUUGGUGUGUCACAGCUUCUUUCUUAAUUGCUGUGAUCCCAAAAAACAAACUUUCUCUUUCUCUCUCUUUCUUUCUUUCUCUCUUUCUUUUUCUAUCAUCUGCAUUGAAGGAGGAUAUAAUAACAAUAAUUCUAGGAACCCCAGAAGAAAAUUUGUGAUUUUGAAGACGAUUUUGAUUCUGGGUCAGAGAGAUUGAUUGGAUUUGGGUUUUAUGGGUUUUGUGAAAGUUAGAGGCCAAUUUUGGUGACACACACACGUGUGGUGGUGUUACCAUGAUUGGGAAUAGAUAUCCGCAAUCUACUGGAUCUUCUCCUUAUGGAGGUGGGACCCACAAUAUGAAACCAAGGAGACUCUAUCAAGUUUGGAGAGGAGGCAAUAAGUUUCUCUGUGGUGGGAGACUGGUUUUUGGUCCUGAUGUAGCUUCCUUGUUUCUUACGACGUUCCUAAUUGCUGCACCUGCAUUUACAUUUUGUGUUAAGAUGUAUCUUAAAUUCAAGAAUGAGAAGGCCACUGGUCAUUCUUUUUGGUGGCCUGUAAUGGUCGGGGGUCUAGUUCUCACUUUUCUGGAUUUCUUAUUCCUCCUAUUGACUUCUGGGAGAGAUCCUGGAAUUAUCCCUAGAAAUUCGACACCGCCUGAAUAUGAAGAUGCAUUUAAUAUACCUACUCCUUCGAUGGAGUGGAUUAAUGGUUCAACCCCUCAUCUGAAACUACCUCGAACUAAAGAUGUAAUGGUUAAUGGUCACACAGUGAAAGUGAAAUUCUGUGAUACAUGCUUGCUUUAUCGACCCCCUCGUACUUCUCAUUGUUCUAUAUGUGACAAUUGUAUCCAGAGAUUUGAUCAUCACUGCCCUUGGGUUGGCCAGUGCAUUGGAAGACGAAACUAUCGGCACUUCUUCAUGUUUAUUUCAACAUCAACCAUUUUGUGCUUAUAUGUCUUUGUGUUCUCUUGGAUCAAUCUUUCCGAGAGUGGUGUUUUGGAAGCACUCUCACAUGAUUAUGUAUCAGAUCUUCUCAUUAUAUACUGCUUCAUUGCUGUCUGGUUUGUUGGUGGCCUCACCGCUUUCCAUUUCUAUCUCGUUUGUACAAACCAGACAACUUACGAGAACUUCCGGUACCAAUAUGAUAAAAAGGGGAAUCCAUACAAUAAGGGAUCACUAAAGAAUAUCAGAGAAACACUUUGUUCCAGUAUUCCCCCGUCAAGGAAUAAUUUCCGAUCAUUUGUACAGCUAGAUGACCAUAUGACAGUUGGGUCAAUGACUCCGAAUAAUGUACAUGGAAUUUUGACUCCAAAGGAGAAAAUUGACGUUGAAAUGGGAUCUAGGGGCACAGACGACCGUGGUUAUCCAAUUCCCGAGCUUCUACGAAAUUUUGAUUUUAAUAGUUUUGAGGAUGACAUGAAGUUUGAAGAUAUGGAGGGACAAACUUCAUUUGAUCCAUACUAUAGUAUUGAUGAAGACAUAAAAGACUCGUCCCGAACAUCUGUUGCUACAGUUUUAAAUUUCCCUAACAUCACAAUUGAAGAAGCAACGGAAGAGUCUGUUCAUAGCUACCAUGCUCAUUUCGAAGUCAGAGAACCUUCCGAAAGGCACAUCACUAUUGAGGAAGUCAGAGAACCUUCUGAUGACAGAAAUGACUCACGUUAAGCCAUAAUGCCAACUUUUUUCUCUUUAAUGCAGAGGUUUGUUGCAGGUCCUCGUUGUGAUUAUUUGUUUACAUUGAAGUAACUAUGGAGGACUAUGACCUUGCACUUCCUCUCUCAUUUUGGUAUAAAAAUUUGGCAAGUGUUUGUUAUAUGUUGUAAACUUCACUUGCAUUCAAAAUAAGGCAGAAAAGAUUGUCUGGCUAAAUUUUAUGAUAGCUACUGUGCUAUAUGUGCCUAUCUCUUCCACACAUUCUCUUGUUAAACCUAGAUUUAUUGAUUUUUUCCCCCUUAAAUUUGCUAGUAUAUACUUAGAACUUCUGUAAGUAGUAUACAUUGAUUUAUCUUUCUGUGAUUCAAUUUA
Molecule: messenger RNA, 2281 nt
Organism: Trifolium pratense (red clover)
Lineage: Eukaryota; Viridiplantae; Streptophyta; Magnoliopsida; Fabales; Fabaceae
Product: probable protein S-acyltransferase 4
Exons: 6
Coding region: 551-1921 (456 amino acids)
Biological process (GO): peptidyl-L-cysteine S-palmitoylation; protein targeting to membrane
Cellular component (GO): endoplasmic reticulum; Golgi apparatus
Molecular function (GO): protein-cysteine S-palmitoyltransferase activity
Source: RefSeq, a predicted model, not a curated record